AUGUGUAUACGUUCAUUUUCCUUCCUUCCUUCCUUCCUUCCUUCCUUCCUUCCUUCCUUCCUUCCUUCCUUCCUUCCUUUCUUUUCCUUUCCUUCCUUCCUUCCUUUUCCUUCCUUGCCUCCUUCCUUCCUUUCUUUAGACUUCCUCCCACCUUCCCUUCCUUCCUCCCUCCUUCCUUCAUUCCUUCCUUUCCUUAGCCUUCCUCCCUCCUUCCUUCCUUUCCUUCCUUCCUUCCUUCCUUCUUCCAGCCUUCCUUCCUUCCUUCCUUCCUUCCUUCCCCCUUCCUCCCUCCUUCCUUUUCCUUCCUUCCCUCUUUCCUUCCUUUCCUUAGCCUUCCUUCCUUCCUUCCUUCCUUCCUUCCUUCCUUCCUUCCUUCCUUCCUUCCUUCCCCUUAGCCUUCUUCCUUCCUUCCUUCCUUCCCUUUUUCCUUCCUUCCCUCCUUCCUUCCUUUCUUUAGACUUCCUCCCACCUUUCCUUCCUUCCUCCCUCCUUCCUUCAUUCCUUCCUUUCCUUAGCCUUCCUCCCUCCUUCCUUCCUUUAGCCUUCCUUCCUUCCUUCCUUCCUUCCUCUACUUCCUUCCUUCCUUCCUUCCUCUUUUCUUUCCGAUCCAUUCUCAUCUCUCAUAACGUCGAGUCUCCCAUCAAUACCUUUACUUAUUUUUUCUGCAAGUCUUUUUCUCUCUUUCGUUCUAAAUAUUAUUAUUCAACCGCCACCCGCUGCACUUUUGCACACACCUCCCCCGCCCCCAUCUUUGCAAUGUGUGUCUUCGCUUUUCCCCGAUGCAUGGAUUCCAUUCACUUCUUCGGUGUUUGA
Acanthosepion pharaonis is the source of this 813-nucleotide messenger RNA. The record is from the annotation of a GenBank genome assembly. NCBI's taxonomy places the organism in Eukaryota, Metazoa, Mollusca, Cephalopoda, Sepiida, Sepiidae.